Messenger RNA from Marmota monax (woodchuck), 2633 nucleotides. It is a transcript of the gene Il36rn, whose product is annotated as interleukin 36 receptor antagonist. Gene Ontology annotation, biological process: cellular response to lipopolysaccharide; inflammatory response to antigenic stimulus. The transcript has 4 exons. NCBI's taxonomy places the organism in Eukaryota, Metazoa, Chordata, Mammalia, Rodentia, Sciuridae. Gene Ontology annotation, molecular function: cytokine activity; interleukin-1 receptor binding. The record is from RefSeq and is a predicted model, not a curated record. Bases 269 to 748 code for a protein of 159 amino acids.
AGCCGGAGCAUCCUCGAGGAGCCGAAGACUCCGCAGGCUCCCGCCAAGGGAAAGGAGCCACCGAGGUGUCCUCUGGGUGCUGGCAGGACAGGCUCUCCUGACCCCAGCUCCAGAAGCCCUGGCCCAGCGGAUGUGGUUACCCGCUGGGAGGCUCAAGAGCUUGCUUGCUCCCCGGGCCCCUGACAGCCCUCAGCCUUUGUCUGCACCUAAUUUUUUUUUUUUGCUGUUUGUUUCAAAAUAGGGGAAUCUGCACAUCGAGGAAUUCAAGAUGGUCCUGAGCGGGGCGCUGUGCUUCCGAAUGAAGGACUCAGCCCUGAAAGUGCUCUAUCUGCACAACAACCAGCUUCUGGCCGGAGGGCUACACGAGGGGAAGGUCAUUAAAGGUGAGGAGAUCAGUGUUGUCCCCAAUCGGUCACUGGAUGCCAGUCUGUCUCCAGUCAUCCUGGGUGUCCAGGGAGGGAGUCAGUGCCUGUCGUGUGGGACAGAGAAGGAACCAACACUGAAACUGGAGCCCGUGAACAUCAUGGAGCUCUACCGCAGCGCCAAGGAGUCCAAGAGCUUCACCUUCUACCGGAGGGACAUGGGACUCACCUCCAGCUUUGAGUCAGCCGCCUACCCAGGCUGGUUCCUCUGCACAGCGCCCGAGGCUGACCAGCCUGUGAGGCUCACCCAGAUCCCCGAGGACGCUGCUUGGGACACCCCCUGGGACGCCCCCAUUACGGACUUCUACUUCCAGCCCUGUGAUUAGGGCCACGCGCCCCCACAACUCCCGGGGCAGUGCCAGCUCCAGCGGGGGCAGGGGUGAGGGGGACCAUCCCUGCUCUCAGAACUCAGGACACCCAGCCGAGCUCCCUUCUUCUGGUCCCAGUUUGUGUAAAGUCUUCUCAGUUUGGGGAUCAGUACCCACAUUCAUUGCCCAUGGGGUGGUCCUACUGUGGAACCUUAAAACACCUCGUGGGAUAAACCGGGAGCAGCAUAAAAUUACUGAGUGGGAUUCCUUCAUGCUUAAAGGUGCCUGACUCAGCGCCCAGGUGCCCACUGAGGUCCUGUCACCCCCCGGGCUGCAGGAGAGGGAGGUGGCCACAGGUAGAUGGACCACGAUCCCCUGCCGGUCCAGCCCCUCCCCAUUCCUGCCAUGGUCUGCCUCUUCCGUCUCUGCCCUCUUCCUCUGGCCCUGGGCAUGGGAGGGCCUGGGAGGGUGUCACUGGGGAAGCAGCUUCACCUCAGAAGACAGGAGAUGGGCAUGCCAUCUCUUUUAGAAACCCAAGAUACAAAGAAAACCUCCAGUGCUGUUCUCUCCUCCCAUGGAAAGAUGUUUACAGCAUGUUGUGAAGAGCAUAUUACAAAGUCAGAGCUCUUGCAAUUUCUUUUGAGUUUAAAAGAAAUACCUAAGUAUAUAUUUCUGAAUCAAACCUCCCUGGAAGGUACGUCAGUAGCAGCAGGUUCUGGGUGGUGGCGCUAUAGGUGACUUUUCUGUCUAUUUUUAUUUUUAAUCUGUUUCCUAAUUUUUCUAUCAUGAGGAUGGGUUCCAAUUGUCAUUAUAAAAAAGAAGCUAAGAGGGAGAUUGAGGAACUGGAAAAGACACCAUUUCUGACUGUCCUCAGCCUCAAGCUGAGUUGAGCCCGCUGCUCUGGGGGGCAGACGCAGGGGCAGAAACCUCCCCAGCAAAGCACCAAGAAGAGGAUGCGAUGGGCUUGUGUGGCUGGAGUCUCCAGAGUAAGGGAGUCACAGGAAAUACCCCAGACAAAAGACAAACAGAACAAAUGAAAAAACAACAACAAUAACAAAAACCCUAUAUAAUAAAAACUUUUUAAAAAAUCAAAGUCAGCCUCAGCAACUUAGUGAGGCCCUCUGCAAACCAGUGAAACCCUGUCUCUAAAGAACAUAGUAAAAAAGGGCUGGAGAUGUGGCUCAGUAGUUAAGUGCCCCUGAGUUCAAUCCCUGGUACCAUCAUCAUCAUCGUCAUCAUCAUCAUAUCAUCAUCACAACAACAACAAUAAUGAUAAUAAUAAUUUUAAAAAUCCUGUGCUUUGAGCUGGAACGGCCCACAGUCCCUGGAAGCCCAAGACCUGGGAUCAGCUCCCAAGAGGGCUGCUGUACCAAAUGAAUAGUGUCCUUCCUGAGUUCAUGUCCUUCCUGGACCUCAGCCUGUGGCCUUCCUUGAGGAUGGGGUCUUUACGGAUGGUUGCCACAGGGUCAGGCUGCAUUAGGGUGGGCUAAAUUCUCCUGUGACUAGUGUCCUUGUAAGAAGAGGACCCAGAGACUCAGAGGAAGCACCGGAAGGUUGGACUGAGGCUGCCACUCGCCAAGGCAGGACAUCAGGACAGUGGCAACCUCCUGGAUUGUGAGAGAAUAAAUCUUUGUUGUUUGACGCGUGAAGUGUGUGGUGGCUGGCUGCAUAGCCGCCGUGACCCCAACUCCUGGAAUUCACACCCUGUAUGCACGCCUCCCACACUGCGCCAGAGGUGUCCUGGGCCAGUGGGAUGUGGCUAAAGUGACUGACGGCUUGCCCCCUGUGAGAGUAAGUUAUAGGAGACACUGGGCCUUCUAUCUUGAGAUGCCUUUUCUCUCUCUCUCUCGCUAUCCAUCUCUCCUCCUCUUCUCCGCUGGCUCUGUAGCUUCCUACGUACACC